This is a messenger RNA of Hydatigera taeniaeformis, 3087 nucleotides long. The record is from the annotation of a GenBank genome assembly. NCBI's taxonomy places the organism in Eukaryota, Metazoa, Platyhelminthes, Cestoda, Cyclophyllidea, Taeniidae.
AUGGACAUAAAGGCUGAAUCAUUUGUGAGUGGUUCUGGCGACUUUUUUGACAUACCGGCGGCGGAACAGGAAAUUACUGUUGACUCUAAUGAUCAGCCUAAUGUAUCAGGAGUGGGUUCAUCGUUGGUGCAGAACAUUCCAACAGCAUCAAAUGAAGGUGUGUUUCAAUCUGUUGCACCUUCCAUUGUUCGAGUAACUGGCACUCCACAAACUGCUCGUGGACCUCGUGUAAUUAUGGUGCAGCGCUCUAGUCAGGGUGGUGUGCCCUCUCCUGCGCAACCAGGUCAGGGUAUUAAGACCGUCAAAAUUAUCACCGUUCCUGGUCAGGGGGCUGGUGGUAAGCCAAUUAAAGCUGCUGUUAUACCCAUGCACAUGCUCCAACGGGGUGUUAAGGUUCUCACCAGUUCUGGUCAGCAGACUAUCGGUCCGGGUGGAACGGUAAUAGCUUCGGGUGGGGUUGGGUCACCUGUGGGAACUUCUCGCGUUCUGGCUCUGAGACCACCUACUCAAAUUGCCGGCCAGGCUACAGGAAAUGUGACCUUUUUGGGAACGCCUGGCACCCAUAUUCGGCCGAGAACGUUUAUCGUGUCGAGUGCAUCAGGCCAAACGCGCGUGGCUCAGGGGUUUGCAUUGCCUCAACAACUGUCACAGCAAGUAGGGGAUGAGGUUGAGAACUCUUUUAUAUCUGCGGGUGGCGCUGGUGCUGAGGGUUUUGUUCAGCCUGGCUUUCUUGAUCUCUCUGCUGCCACUGCUGCUGGACAUCCCGCUGCCGCUCACUUUACCCGUCAAACCAGUCCGGGUGCCCACGAGUCGGAAGGGGAGCAAGACCACGUAACCACAGGACUCAAAACUAACGGGCUUAGACGUUACGCUCGCUGCGUUUGCAAUAAAGUGAAGGAGAAGAAUGUAACGUCCUACAGUGAGGUUGCGGAUGAACUUGUUCAUGAAUAUGCAGCUGAACAUCCAAUGAUUCCAUCAGAGCAGCUUCAUUAUAUUCAAAAGAAUAUUCGCCGCCGAGUUUAUGACGCUCUCAAUGUGUUGAUGGCUCUCAAUGUGCUACAGAAGGAGAAGAAGGAAAUUCGGUGGGUUGGGUUGCCAGUUAAUAUGAUUGAGGAGUGCCGAAGGCUAGAAGAAGAACGAGAAAAACGGCAAAAUUCUCUUAGAAAUAAGGUAACGUCAGCUUCAAAUUUCUAUCCCAAACCUGCUACGGCUGAAAUACAGGAGCUGAUCUUACAGCUAAUCGCCUUCAAGAAUUUGAUAACGCGAAACCGUAUGAACGAGCGCUACCAACGACAGCGCCAUGUUCAGCGAGAGGCUAAUGAGGUGGCGGCGAACAUGUCUGGUACGAAGUCGCAUACCAAUUUAGACGAGAGUGUCGCAGCUCUUAUCCCUCAACGUCUCGAUCGCAUCUCCUUGCCCUUCCUCGUUGUCUCAACUCUCAAGAAAACCGUAAUCGACUGCAAUAUCUCAAAAGACAAACUGGAAUACUAUUUCAACUUUGACCAACCCUAUGAGAUUCGUGAUGAAGUUGACACUUUGAAGCGAAUGGGCCUUACUCUGCGACUGGGCAGUCCACAGUGCACCCAAGAGGAGUACAAUCAGUGCCUUGAACUCAUCCCUCCAUCGUUGCGCUUUUAUGUUGAAGCUAUCUUUGAGCGUCGCCAGGCUAUAGUGCCCGAUUUUGAGGCUCUUCAUCAACAGCGUCGUCUCUAUGUGGAAGCACGUUUGGCUGAAGUUGCAGCCGCGGGUGGUCCAAACACGACUCCCGCAGGUGUACCAGACUCUCACACCCACCACACCCAGCAUCACCGCAGACGCUUCGGUGAUGAUUUCUUUGACGACGAGGAGGAGGAAGAGGUGGUGGGUGGAGGCGGUGGUGAAACCACAGAUGAUGGUGGUGCUGCCUCUGAACAGAUUCAUUUGCAGCGUGCUAGUUCUGGCGUUACAUCAAGCACUGAGAUAACUCCUGGUGACACCCAGCAUUAUGCACGUGCCGCAGCCUCUCGCGGCUUUGUUGUUCCUGGCGGUCCGGGUAGUCUUCUACGUCACUCUGCUAACACUGUGCACCGUCAGGCCGUAAAAAUGACUGUUGAAAGUGCAAUGGGCGAGGCGUCGGAGAACGCUUCGGCUGCGGCGGCCAUUAGUGGGGGUGGCAACGGUGCUGGGGAUGGUGCCACUGCUGCUGGUCGCCUCUUCGAUGUUGGGGAGGACGAAUCGGACGUGGAUAUGGCCGAGGAGGAGGACGAUGAUGAAGACAUGGAAGACGUGCAAGACACCUUGAAGCCGUAUUAUUCCCGUAGAAAGUUAACGGAACAUUCAGAAUACCCUCCAAUGAAGAAGGAAGCCGUGGAUGCAUUCAUCCAUGCUACCACCUCUGUAAGCAGUCGACCGGUUUGUAGAUACGGCUCUGCAUGCUAUCGACGUAACCCUGAUCACUUUGAAGAGUAUUCGCAUCCUGACAGUAUAAGCUCCCCACACAACCCGUUCACUUCCGACCAAUCGGCGGCACCUGAACUUGGAUCGGGCUAUGGCUUUUACGUGUUCCGCGUGAAUGGCGUUAAUUAUGGUUCCAUUCCAACUGUUACUCUCACUGAGAUUUUAGAUGAGAGGAAUGGCAAGCUCAUCGAGUCAGCACAGUUCAACUACAUGUUUGAACUCGAGUGGUUGAUGCAGCAGUAUCCUGAGAAAUAUAGGUCCCUACCCCUGCUAAUUGUUCAUGGGUCUUCAGACGGACAGAGUGAAGAGCUUCGGUCACAGGCGUCUCGAUGGGAAAAUGUGUCAAUUUUGGAGGCUCCUCUCCCCAUCGCCUACGGAACGCACCACACCAAGAUGAUGCUGCUGCACUAUGAAGACGGGUUGCGAGUUGUGAUUCACACUGCCAACCAGAUUCAGUCGGAUUGGCUCCUUCGAACUCAAGGAAUAUGGAUGUCCCCAAAACUGAAGCGUGGCAACGGCGAAUCCACGACACAUUUUCGGUCUGAUUUGCUUGGGUAUCUAUGCGCUUACAAGGGAGGAUCUCGAGCCUCAACACAUCUCGAUCACUGGAUUGACGUGAUUCAGGAUCACGAUUUUAGUUGUUUGAAGUAA